AUGCGAUUCAACAUUCUCAAAGCUGGAAUUGCCGCUCUUCUGGCCGCAGCUCUUCCCGUAGAAGCUGCGUCGAGUAGCACGUUUGCGACGAGGAGGAGCACCACGACGCUCUUCAUUCCGCCUGCUAACACGGGCAAUGUUGCCAUCUGGGCCUCCCCUAUGACCUCGUCCUCAUCUACCACGCGAUACCUGCUCGGCUGCCAGAACAACUGGGUCACACCUCAAAGGUGCAAUGGCGACUUCAAGGGCGUCAUCCUCACCCAGGCCCCCAACGAGGUCCAUGUCGCCAUCGCUGGCACGACCUACGACUGCACGCUCAACUCCAACAACGCCGUCUGCGCCACAAAGACCGCCGCCAGCGCCCAGGCUUCGAACACCACAGUAACGGAGACGGCCAAGUGGAUGACUGGCGUGACUAUUGUCGAUACGCGUGUGAAGAUUUGCAGCACGACCAAGAGCAAGAACAAGCCAUCCGCCACAUCGUGUUCUGAGCGUGCAGCCUACGUCAACGUCGCGGGGUACGGCGAUAGUGCUGCUUCUCCUUUGCAGUUUGUCGCUACUGCGGCCGUUGGCAUGGUAUUGGCCGCCUAUCUUGGAGUUGCCCUGCUUCUCUGA
This is a messenger RNA of Clonostachys byssicola, 615 nucleotides long. Lineage: Eukaryota; Fungi; Ascomycota; Sordariomycetes; Hypocreales; Bionectriaceae. The record is from the annotation of a GenBank genome assembly.